This is a messenger RNA of Musa acuminata subsp. malaccensis (wild Malaysian banana), 704 nucleotides long. Its product is annotated as DNA-directed RNA polymerases II, IV and V subunit 9A. Gene Ontology annotation, cellular component: RNA polymerase II, core complex. Gene Ontology annotation, molecular function: DNA-directed RNA polymerase activity; zinc ion binding; nucleic acid binding. Gene Ontology annotation, biological process: DNA-templated transcription; transcription initiation at RNA polymerase II promoter; maintenance of transcriptional fidelity during transcription elongation by RNA polymerase II. NCBI's taxonomy places the organism in Eukaryota, Viridiplantae, Streptophyta, Magnoliopsida, Zingiberales, Musaceae. The record is from RefSeq and is a predicted model, not a curated record.
UUUUAUUCAAUUCCAGACUGAUCUCAUUUAUUCACAGGAGUGGACCAGUUCGCUGCAGUCAAAGACUCCAAAAACCGGCGAAAAAAAAGUAGCUCGUAAGAACCUCGGCCGCCGCGAUGAGUACCAUGAAGUUUUGCCGAGAAUGCAACAACAUACUGUACCCUAAGGAAGACAGGGAGCAGAAGAUCCUCCUCUAUGCGUGCCGCAACUGCGAUCACCAGGAGGUUGCUGACAACAACUGUGUAUAUAGAAAUGAGAUACAUCACUCGGUUGGUGAACGUACACAAGUUUUACAAGAUGUUGCUGCUGAUCCUACUCUUCCUCGUACAAAGUCUGUCAGGUGUGCUGUGUGCGGUCAUCCAGAAGCUGUUUUCUUUCAGGCUACCAGCAGGGGAGAGGAAGGUAUGACCCUAUUCUUCGUUUGCUGCAAUCCAAGCUGUGGCUACAGAUGGAGAGACUGAAGCGAUACAUGUCUUCUUUUUCGUGUCAGUUUUAUCAGGCUUCAAUUGAGUUGACACUUUGUUCGUUGUUUUAUCAAUAAGAGUGGACCGAUUUUAACUUAUUGGUUGCAAAUCAGUGGACUCUUUUACAUUAGCUACAAAUGGUCAACAGUCAAGACAAUGUUUUGCUAGGAUGCUGCAUGCUACAUACAAAUGGCCAUCUGUCAAAAUGUUAUAUUAAUUUCAUCACUCCAUUUAAUCGGA